AAACCCGGAUUUCCGGGAAUUCCCGGAAGACUUUCAUCACUGAACUUAGAAAGUUUUGUGUGGCAUAAAUAUCACUCCAUAGCUACAUUUUAAAAUUAAAGAGAGAACGCACACUGCCAUCUGCUGGUACAACCAAAAGCCUCAUAUCUCAGGUUUUCUAGACGCUUCCUGAUCUUUAAUUUAUAUUUUAAGAAAAUUAAAAAGGAAUUCUAAAUAUGUUUGUAAUCCUUGUUUACUCUGUUAAAGCCCUCACAAGUAGGAUGGGGCAAUAAGUGAAAUUUACUUGUCAACCAUGACAAAUGCACACAAUAAACGUCACAAUCCGACAUUUAAUUCUUUCAGGCUGUUUUCUUUUUUUUAAAGAUAAAUAUUUAUUUUCUCAUUUAAAAAAUAUUUUGAGUUUGCUGGUGAAAAUGUACAAAAGUCAACAUACCAAUAAGCUACAGACAUGUUAGAAAAAGAAUCAUUUAUUGGUUUUGUGUAAGCAAAGCAGAGCUAACUUUUUUAUACUGAUGACACUUGAUUUUCCACAAUUAUAUCAGGAAAUGAAAAAAAAAUUGUUUUUCCAGCUGUCUGUGUGACGUUUAAAAAAGCUCUGCCAAACCAAACUUGAGGCUGUUGCAGCUAAAAUUUGUUUUUUCUGUAAGUAAUGACAAAUAUUUGCAUCUUAAAUGUCAAACUUUCUAGGAUCUGAGUUUAGAUUGGAUGUGGAAACGCAGCACAACAUUGACUGAAUCAAAAAGCUCUCCAGCUAGCUUACAGCCCCUCACACCCCCAACUUAACGUCCAAACCGCCGUAUUUUCUCUAGUCGGAAUGUAAUAAAACAUAGUCUAUCAAUUUCUUUUUUUUUAAAUUAAUUAUGUUUUGCGUUACCUGUGCAAACAGCUGAAUUAGGGGAAUGUUAACUUUUUAGGAAGCUUUAAACUUCCCUAACAUCCCAUAUUGAGUAUUUUUUUAAUUACUUAAAUUUAAGUAAAUUUGAUUAAGAAAUGAAUUGGAUUAUUUUUAAUUGGUUAGUAGAGUCCAACGUUAAUGAUCAUUUAUUAAUCUGCAUUACUUCCAAAUGCAAAAAAUUCUAAAUAAACUUUGUAUUUCCGGAAUUAUUUCUUCUUUUGGGACGAAACAUUUCUCUUAAAUAAAGCGUGAAACAAAGCGCUGCAGGCAGGAGUAGUUUUACAGCUAAACAAAACCUGAGAGGUGGAGUGUUAAUAAUUCCCAUGUUUUUUUAGGGGGUGUGAAUGCAACGCUUCCCAGUGACCGGCAUCCCUUCCGGUAAAUGGAGUCAACUUUUCCCAUGAUCCGCCAUUUCAGUCCCGGAGUUCGAGUCGCACGUUAGUUUUGGUUUGUUGUUGAGAUUUGAACCGUUUAUCGGCGGGUAAGGUUUCCCGGCGCUGCGGUGGCGGUUCCGCCUGCGUUAGUCGUCGUGGAAGUCGGUGGAGUCGCGGCUUUUCCCAGCGGCGGCGACGGUCGGAGAAAGUUUUGUAUGAGUUGCGCGUCGGGAGAAGCGAAGGGGAAGGCCUGAAGCCUCGGACGGGAUUUCGCAGCCAUGGCCGGGAAUUUUGACGCGGAGGACCGCGGGAGCUGGUACUGGGGCCGGCUGAGCCGCCAGGACGCGGUCUCUUUCUUGCAGGGACAGAGGCACGGCGUCUUCCUGGUCCGGGACUCGAUCACCAGUCCCGGCGACUACGUGCUGUCGGUUUCGGAGAACUCCAAAGUGUCUCAUUACAUCAUCAACAGUGUCAGCAACAACCGGCAGUCCGGUCCAGUUCUGGCUCCUUCUCGGUUCCGGAUCGGGGAUCAGGAGUUCGAGGCGCUGCCGGCCCUGCUGGAGUUUUAUAAGAUCCAUUACCUGGACACCACCACGCUCAUCGAGCCUGUGAGCAAGGCCCGAAACGCCAACUCCAACAGCACGCCUGCCGGCGCCCCUCAGCAGGUGGAGGAAGAGUUCGUGCGGGCCUUGUUCGACUUCCCCGGUAACGACGAGGAGGACCUCCCCUUCCGUAAGGGCGACAUCCUCCGCGUGCUGGAAAAACCCGAGGAGCAGUGGUGGAACGCUGCCAACCAGGAGGGCCAAAUCGGGAUGAUCCCGGUGCCUUACGUGGAGAAAUACCGGCCCGGCUCGCCCACCACCGCCUGUCCGGGCACCCCGGGCGCAACGCCGGGACAGGGCGGGCCCGCGGGCGGCACGGAUGGAAUAGGGAGCCCUCUCGGAAACCCUCUGGGGGAGCCGGGUCCAUAUGCUCAACCCGUGGUCAGCGCUCAGCUGCCCAACCUGCAGAACGGGCCUGUCUAUGCAAGAGCCAUUCAGAAGAGGGUGCCGAACGCCUACGACAAGACCGCGCUUGCACUGGAGGUGGGGGACAUGGUCAAGGUGACCAAGAUCAAUGUGAACGGCCAGUGGGAGGGGGAGUGCAAAGGGAAGCAAGGCCACUUCCCAUUCACCCACGUCCGGCUGCUGGAACAGCACCAUCCGGACGACGAGAGCUGAGAGACGCUGCCGCUCUUCUUCUCUGGUUUGGGUUUCUUCUUCGUGCCUGGAGAGGACUGGUUAGAUCCAGGCACGCCUUCAUGAACUCACGAGCUGACCCUGCAGCUCAAGACCCGAUGUCGGACUCCUGUAAGGCGCUCACGCUAAACGGGUAUUACACACCGUCACUGUGGGCUCAACUAAAGCCACCUAAACCUGACACUUGUUCUGUAUUUACUCGAGAAGAUCCCAACUUUUCUUUAGUGCGUAUUUAUUAGUGUUGGCUCUCAGGAGUCCUGCACCAGGCCCCCCAUGGUUGCUCUGCCGCCUCCAUCCAGGAAACGACGACUUGCUGUGAUUCCAGAGUUGCUGUUGGUAACGUCUGGACUCCUCCAGAGUCCGGUUCUGAUGCGCUCCGCCUGAACAGCGGCUGCUGAAGGGGACCGAAUGGUCGUUGGGUUUGAGGAUUUGCCACUGCGCUGUCGUUCAGCCUCACUCCAGGUUUAUUUCAGUGGGAAAUGGGAACCGGGUGGUGGUGGUGGACGGGCGCUGUCCACACGUUAAUGUUGCUUUAUUGGACUUGAAUCUGUGUAUUUUUCAGACCUUCAAAAGCUGGAUCUGACAAUUGGGUUUCUUGUCAAUAAGGUGUUAAAAAUUCAUUCAUUUAGGGGGGGGGGGCACACACACAACAUUUUGGCCUCAAACAGAAUUUACCACUAAUAAAUCAGGGUGAUGUUGCAGACCAGCGCCACGUAAAACCGGCUGCUGCGGCGGGUCAAAGGGACACAUGUCACGGGUCGUUUUCGGAGCUGGUCAGUCAAACCCUUGUUUACAUACCUUGAACCCAGUACUGACGUGACGUACCACAAGAUUUACCGAGAACGACCGUCUAGCAAAGAAUCAUAAAUCUGUGAAUUUCUUCAAAGAACAGCCGCGAGCCUUUGAGCAAACUCUACCGGAUGGAGACGAUCCUUUCAAAUGUUUUUGAAACUCCCAAAAACAACUUUUUUAAAAAUGCCAAAAUUCCUAAACAGUUUGUGUUUUUUCCUGCCAAAAUGGAAUUUUUUAAGAUUUUUUUUUGUCUAAAUUGUGGAUUUAAGACUAUAGGAAUCAAAUCUUUAUGCAAAAAAGGUUUUAUGUUUAUUUGAGAUAUUUUGUCUUCCAGCUGAGCUCUUAAGAUGAUUUUAAAACAAAAUAUUAAGACUCUUACAUGCUAAGUUCAUUGGACGUGUGACUUUUUAUAACUUUAUACUAAUUAACCCUCACUGAUGGUGCUGUAGACGGCAAACAUGAUUCCUUCACAUUCAGCCGACCCAGUUAACUGGAGGAUGCGGCUACAGCUGCUUGUUUGGUGUUGGAAAGUGCUUUGAUCAGAAGAGGAUAACGACCAAAACCAGUCCUCUGGUCACGUGUUCACAGGUGCCUUCAUCUCUUGACUCCUCAUUUUCGAGAUCACACCUCUUCAGAUUUGCACGGCUGGACGGUCUGGUUAGCCUUCACACUGCACUAGCUUACACGAGUCGAGGACCAGAGCUCAGAGGAGUUGGUUCAAUGAAACAGACUGAAGGAACAGAGUGGUGUGUACCAAACAGCUCAGUGUGAAAGUGAGUUCAGGCUGCUUGCAAGUGAACUCUGGUGCAGUUCGGUAACAGUGUGAAUGCUGACAGGCAAACCAGAAUAACAGACGUGAGCGCUGGGUGUUAGAAGCAGAAUAAAGGACAGAAAAUGGCUUGAAUGUGUUUAUCAUUUGGGUUGAUUUUGCUCCUCGAUACGUUGAUUUGAUCUCGUUCUGGAACUUCACGUUUCCAGGCGAUUCGGUUCACUUGGUGUUAAAAAGGUGUCAACAUUUUUAGCAUUUUAGCUCAUUUAGGAUUACCCUAAACCACUCUGGUAUCGAUACUUGGGUCCUGUUUUGUGGGUUAAACAAUUGUUCUUUUGUUUUUAAUCACAUCAGUCGAUGGUAAAGAAUUUAAACAAAGACUGCAAAGUUGAAUUCCUUUUUGUUUCUUUUUGUUUUUAUUUUAAAUUAAGUUCCUCGCACAGCGGAAGAUGGGUGGAUGUAAUAUUCUGUUGGUCACUGGGUCCACUAAGCUCUUUCUACUUUUGGUUUAUUAGAAAAAAAUGCUGAAAAUCCUAAUUUAGCGUCAUUCUCAAUAAGGAGUGAAGAAAAAUGAGAUGAAAUCUGCAUCUGUGGUGUAAUACUCGGAUUUAUCAGUCAUUGAGUCCUGAUGCGAGUAAAGCUUCAGGUUUUCUUGGGUCUGCUAACUGUGCGUUAGCAGGUCCGUCCUCGAAUUUACACAUUUAAAAUCUUCAUUCCCUUCAAUCCUCCAUAUUCCAACACUUAAGUUUACAUCAUGUAAAAUUGUGAAAACUUUCCCCCUUUUUCUUUGAGUCUCAAUUGAAAGACAAUAUUUUUGUACUUUACAUUAAUGUCAUAUUUUAUUAUAUUAGUAUAAAAUGUUUGAGCCACAUACAGUCUGUACAGCACUGUAUAUACUGUCGUAAUAAAACCAUGCAAUAUCUUU
Messenger RNA from Oryzias latipes (Japanese medaka), 4993 nucleotides. RefSeq names its product adapter molecule crk. Gene Ontology annotation, cellular component: cytoplasm. The record is from RefSeq and is a predicted model, not a curated record. Lineage: Eukaryota; Metazoa; Chordata; Actinopteri; Beloniformes; Adrianichthyidae. Gene Ontology annotation, molecular function: receptor tyrosine kinase binding; signaling adaptor activity. Gene Ontology annotation, biological process: enzyme-linked receptor protein signaling pathway; cell migration.